Molecule: messenger RNA, 1062 nt
Organism: Aspergillus niger
Lineage: Eukaryota; Fungi; Ascomycota; Eurotiomycetes; Eurotiales; Aspergillaceae
Exons: 2
Coding region: 1-1062 (353 amino acids)
Source: RefSeq, a predicted model, not a curated record
AUGGACAAUGGAGCAAGAUGCGACGGAAUUACCAUCUCUUUAUGCAACAAUGCACCAACAAAGACCGGGCAACCACUGCAGACCAGCUUCUUGAAAAUGAGCAAGCGUCGCAUAUCAGAGACUAUAUCACCAUCAUCUCCAGAUCCAUCACCGGUCCCAGCCCAGUCACCAGCACCAGCACCAGCACCCAAACGACGCCGAAUGCGACGACAACGCCACAGCCACUACCUGUCCAUCGACCCUCCAUCUCCGGAGGACUACUACCCACCCAGCCCGACCACACCUACUACCCCCGUGUCUUCUCCCAUCCCUUCUGCACCAUCAUCCCCCCCUCAACAACCAUCACAAUCCUCACCACCACCACCACCACCACCACGACGAACCCCCCGAUAUCGACACAUCCUCCCCAAACCACCACCCACAUCUACCUCUCCAACCAAGCCCACCCCCCAACCUCAACCUCAGAAAAAAACACCUAAUAGUAAAAUCCACCCCCACCUCCCCCUCAUCCUCGCCCACUUCCGCACGCCCCUCCACCCCCUCGUCUCCAGCACCACCGGCCACCAACACCCCGAUUUCCCCAGAUCUUUACUCCAAUAUAACCUCCUCACGUCCGAGCAACUGGAUAGACUCGCAGUGCACUUCCAUCAGGUGGACCCGCCGGUGCGCGGCACGUUCUGGUAUCCGGUGAGGAUUGUGCAGCCGUGGAUUAGGAGGGAUGGGGGUGCGAAGGGGUAUGUCGCGGAUGAGGAGGUGGGGUUGGAGGUGAAGAGGAGGAGGUUUGGGAGGUUUAUUGGCCUUAGGGGGUGUGAGGAAAUAUUACCCUCUGGGUCUUUGAAGAGGAGGAGAGGGAAGGGGGUGGUGAGGGAGAAGAAGUUGGAGGAGGAGGAGGUUGAGGAGGGGGAGAUUAGGGAGGAGGAGGAAGAGUAUGAGGAAGAAGAAGAAGGAGGAGAAACGGCAGAGGAGAUGUUGGCGAGGAUGGAGAGGGAGUGGUUUGAGGCGAUGGUGAGGGCGAGGUAUGAAGGGGAGUAUGCCAUGAGGUGGAAGAUGGGGAGGGGGUAA